AUGGACUCUCCCACGCACGACCCUGCCCAUACGGGGGACCUUGGGGAGCCCAUCAAACCCCGACAGCUCCCCUCAGAUCUUCCGACAUCACUAGAUGAUAGAAGGGCACCGCCGACGAUAGGGGAGGAGACUGAGAUCUAUGACGCAUGGCAGGGGCAAUCGCAGUUUCUGACAACGCCAAUGCCUGCCCGCCCACUCAGCUUCAACCUUUCCCUAGACGACCCGAGUUUUGGUGGGGACGAAGAUAUCCAGCAGCUCGAAGACAGCGACAGUCGGCUUGUACAAAUGCUUGCUCACCAAGCCCGUCUUAAGAACGAUAACUCGGGAGAUGAGGCCAAGGUAGUUGCAGACGACAAACUGUCGCCUGACGAAAAGCGAGAGGCUUUACAAGGGCUACUUACCCUAGCGGCGUCCAACGGCGAAUUGGAGAGGGUGCAGCGACUCCUAAACGGAAAGGCUAGGGAGUACAUCGAUAUCAACGCCGUCGAUGCUGAGGGUACGCCUCCGUUAGUUUACGCAAGCUGUUUUGGACACGAAGAUGUCGUUGAAACACUUGUCGAAGCGGGCGCGGAUGUAGACAAACAGGACAAGAACCGCUGGAGUCCCUUGAUGUGGGCCAUGACCAACAGACACAAGGGUAUCGUGAAAUUACUACUCGACCACGGCGCUUCGCCUGAGAUCAAAUCAUCUACGGGGAGGACUGCCUUCGACUUUGUUGAACCGAAUAGCGAACUGUCCGACUACCUCCAUGAAAGUGGCUACUCCAUCGGCAAUGCUGGCGUUUCGGACGACUUUUACAACUCGGGUUUCUCUCAAGAUCGCUUCGAGGAAGAAAUGGCUGAAAAUGAGAUGAAACGCCGAAUGAUGAUGGAAAGCGCUUUCAACCUCGAAGUCGACCUUGGCAAUUUAGGACUCGAUGAGCAGCCAGAGACACCCGAAGAGCAAGAAGAGGUACAGGAAUUCAUUUGGGACCGCUGCCUCAAUGACCAAAUGUUCGUAUUCCAGGAAAAUGAACUGGAUCGAAUACUCGACAUUAUCAUCACCAACAUGACGCCUCAACGCUCACCUACGCAAAAACCAGUCCCAGCGAACAUCCUGUUCCUCAGUGCCCGCUAUGCACACUAUCAUUCAAGUGCCGAAUUACUAGAAACGUUGCUAGUCUCCGCUAUGGACAAGAUCAAUGAUGUUGUUGAAAAGCAUCAGUGGGACAUGACCGUCUUGGCAUUUUGGUUGUCCAACGCCACACUAUUGCUUCACUACUUGAAAAAGGAUACAGGGCUGCUCCAGGCGACGACCGAAUUUCAACUACAAAUGGCAGAGCUCAUUAAUGAGAUAUUCAUACUCAUCAUUCGCGACGCCGAACGCAGAAUGGAUAAGGCCCUUGAUCAGGCCAUGUUGGAGCAUGAGACAAUACCGGGUUUUGAAGACGUACUAUUCCAACACGAAUGGAAGAUAUUCCGGACGAAGGCGAAGGUCAAGCCCCCUGAGCCUAUCGAGAAGCGGUUUAGGCCCCCGUCUCCGAAGCGCAGAGCGCAGCCCUCUCCUCGGAACAUAACAUCUCUGCUAUCAUCGACCCUAUUCGUGCUGGAUCUCUAUGAUGUACACUCAGUCAUCACUGCCCAGAUACUUUCCCAGCUUAUUUACUGGCUCUCAGCAGAGCUCUUUAACCGGAUCAUGUCCAACCGUAAAUACUUAGCACGCACCAAAGCUAUGCAGAUUCGGAUGAACGUGUCCACCCUGGAAGACUGGGCACGAUCGAACAACCGACAACCAGAACAUUACGAAAAUGGCUCGAUGCAGUCGACGGGCGACAACACUGUCGAUUCAGCUAAACGUCAUCUUGAGCCGCUCGUGCAACUCUUGCAAUGGCUUCAAGUCUUCUCCUCGUUUGGCGAGGAUUUAGAGGCACUUGUCGGCACAUUACAACAGUUGCCACGCCUGACACCUCAGCAGCUCCUGCAUGCUGCCAAAUACUACCGACCAGAGGUUGGCGAGAAAGGACUGCAUAAAAGUGCGUCCAAGUACAUCGCACAUCUCCAAAAGGCAGCGGCGGAGCGCAAAGCCGCCCGGGCAAAGUCACCAAAUCCACCACAUCAAGCCGAUUCGGCUCCAACCACACCUGUGAAGUCGAAUUCCACGCAGCCCAUUACUUCUCCAUCGCCAGCACCAUCGAGGAUGUCGGAAGAGGAGAAAGAGGAUGCGCCUGAUGACCUCCUUUUGGACCCUUCCUACAUGCUACCUUUUAGUCUUCCCACAUCCACAGACAUGCUGAUCACCUAUGGUGCCGGAUUUGGUGGAGUGAACAAGGAGCGAGAAAGGAAAUACAUACCUACAAUACCUCCGGAAUUCUUGGCCAAGCUGGAUCUGAGCAGUACCAAGCAUAGCGGGGCGAUGUACGAGGACACGCGAUGGACUGAGCAGAAUUACGGCUGA
This is a messenger RNA of Aaosphaeria arxii CBS 175.79, 2433 nucleotides long. RefSeq lists its product as uncharacterized. The record is from RefSeq and is a predicted model, not a curated record. The transcript has 3 exons. NCBI's taxonomy places the organism in Eukaryota, Fungi, Ascomycota, Dothideomycetes, Pleosporales. Gene Ontology annotation, molecular function: GTPase binding. The coding region runs from base 1 to 2433 and encodes 810 amino acids.